Messenger RNA from Peronospora belbahrii, 312 nucleotides. Lineage: Eukaryota; Oomycota; Peronosporomycetes; Peronosporales; Peronosporaceae. The record is from the annotation of a GenBank genome assembly.
AUGUUAUCGCUACUUCUCAAGCGUGUCAUAUCUUUGGCUCCAUCUACUCGCUGCUAUUCGUCCCAUACGACGCUAUGGGAUCUCUUUCCAUCAACAAAGGCACGUACAAAGCCUGAGGCUCUACCGUACAUGAUGAACAUGAAAGACAAUUUGGAAUUUGCUCUCGAGCGUAUGCGUCUUAUUGGAGGACCUGUGGCUCUACAGCUGAUUCAUCCUAGUGUAUCUCGACCAAAGAAGGCAAAUCCUUGCAAACGACCUUGCUCGCAUUACCGCCGACGCUUGAAACGAUAUGGGCGUCGCUUUAACAAAUAG